Molecule: messenger RNA, 2109 nt
Organism: Musa acuminata subsp. malaccensis (wild Malaysian banana)
Lineage: Eukaryota; Viridiplantae; Streptophyta; Magnoliopsida; Zingiberales; Musaceae
Product: auxin transporter-like protein 2
Biological process (GO): amino acid transmembrane transport
Cellular component (GO): membrane
Molecular function (GO): amino acid transmembrane transporter activity
Source: RefSeq, a predicted model, not a curated record
ACCACUCCGCUGCCUCGAAGCCUAUGAUAAAGUGAGAGAGGCCAAAACAAAAUCAUCACCACAUUGCCUCUUUAUCUCUCUACAUAUCUAUCCUUAAGCGGUAUAAAUUCAAGCCCAAAUGCCUUAACUUCCCUAGUGAGCUCCAAACAUCAAGUACCAUCUCCUUACGUCUGACACUCCUUCAACAAGAAACAGAGAUAGUGGGAGUUGGCAAGAAGGAAAAGAUGGGAUCGACGCCGAACGGGAAUGACGAUAAGGUGGUGGAAACUGUGAUGGUUGGAAGGUACGUGGAGAUGGAGCACGAUGGGGAAGAGAAGACCAUCAAGUCCAGGCUUUCCGGCCUCCUCUGGCACGGUGGUUCCGCCUAUGAUGCCUGGUUCAGUUGUGCCUCGAACCAGGUGGCUCAGGUGCUGCUUACACUGCCUUACUCCUUCUCGCAGCUGGGGAUGUUGAGCGGAAUCUUAUUCCAGCUAUUCUAUGGCUUGUUGGGGAGCUGGACAGCUUAUCUCAUCAGUAUUCUCUAUGUGGAGUACAGAACCAGGAAGGAGAGGGAGAAGGUCGACUUUAGGAACCAUGUCAUUCAGUGGUUUGAGGUUCUAGAUGGGCUACUUGGGAAGCACUGGAGGAAUGUUGGAUUGGCCUUUAACUGCACGUUUCUUCUCCUUGGAUCUGUCAUUCAGCUCAUUGCUUGUGCUAGCAACAUAUACUACAUCAACGACAAGUUGGAUAAGAGGACUUGGACUUAUAUUUUUGGAGCUUGCUGUGCCACCACAGUGUUCAUCCCCUCCUUCCACAACUACAGGAUAUGGUCCUUUCUGGGCCUGGUCAUGACCACCUACACCGCCUGGUACCUCGCCAUCGCUUCCCUCCUCCAUGGUCAGGUGGAAGGGGUGAAGCAUUCGGGGCCAACGAAGCUGGUUCUCUACUUUACAGGCUCCACAAACAUCCUCUACACAUUCGGUGGGCACGCUGUCACAGUGGAAAUCAUGCACGCCAUGUGGAAGCCGCAGAAGUUUAAGGCCAUCUACCUGCUGGCCACUUUGUACGUGCUGACGCUCACGCUGCCGUCGGCGGCGAGCGUGUACUGGGCCUUCGGCGACGCGCUGCUCAACCACUCGAACGCGUUCUCGCUUUUGCCCCGAACGGCGUUCCGUGACGCGGCGGUGGUGCUGAUGCUGAUCCAUCAGUUCAUCACCUUCGGGUUCGCGUGCACGCCGCUGUACUUCGUGUGGGAGAAGGCCAUCGGCCUCCACGACUGCCGCAGCUUGUGCAAGCGGGCGGCGGCGCGGCUGCCGGUGGUGAUCCCCAUAUGGUUCCUGGCUAUCAUCUUCCCCUUCUUUGGGCCCAUCAACUCGGCUGUGGGUUCGCUGCUCGUCAGCUUCACAGUCUACAUCAUCCCAUCGCUCGCUCACAUGUUCACCUUCCGAUCCGCCAUAGCCCGCGAGAGCGCAGUGGAGCGGCCGCCGAGGUUCGUCGGAGGGUGGAUCGGCGCUUACGUGAUGAACACGUUCGUGGUCGGGUGGGUGCUGGUGGUGGGGUUCGGGUUGGGGGGUUGGGCCAGCAUGACCAACUUCAUCCACCAGAUCAACACCUUCGGCCUUUUCGCCAAGUGCUAUCAGUGUCCACCACCCCCACCCCCACCUUUUCUUCCCAUGCCCUCCAUUACCCCGACACCAUAUCCUGGCAACUCUCACAAUGCCACCAAUCCGGCCAUUGUUCCCUCGCCUUCUCCUUCACCUUCCUUCUUCCUUCACCAUCGCCACCAUCACCACCACCACCACGGCGGGCGGUGAGCUCGUGCUUCUGCUCGUCAGUUCCUCUGAGAAGCUGUACCCGGUAAGCCGUCAAAACGCUGCCAGUGUGAGUUGAAGACAAAUGUACGAUAACAUGCGUGGGUUUUGAUGAGCAGCACUUUGCGGACGCUAAUUUGCUUUGUGGUAGAAAGGAGGCAGGCAAGAAAGGCCAUGUUUGUGGUAGCAAUGUUCCACUUAAACUAGCGAUUUCUUUCUUUGUUGAAGAGUGUCAUGAGAUUAUCCAACAUGAUCAGUGUCAGCUUCAGCUAGUUUUACUGUCGUUAUUGCCUGGGAACGAACAACGUUGCCAGUAUUA